CUACAGUCACGCGCAGCGGUUCCUGUCGGCACAUGCGCAGCAGCGUGUCCCCGCCCUCUACCUGAGGAGCCCACCUGGAUAACAACGAGACGGAAGCAACUGCUGAGCUUUUUUUUUUUUUUGUCUCCUCGGGGUGGUAAAAAGUGGACCAUCUUCUUUCGGAGCCGAAGCGUGUGAAGACAAAGCAGGAUGAGUUUUUGUUGGAUUUCACUGGAACACCGGAAAGCGGAUUUCUAACGUCAGUCUUUAUUCGGCCACUCAUGGUGAAACCCGGUCUGGAAUCAGUCCGCUCUCUGCGCAAGAAGAAUGACGGCUCUCCGACGAGUCCUCCGAAGGCGACUGCACCCACUUAAGCUGGCGAUCGUGGCCCUCAUUUUUGUCACUUUUAUGCUCUUCAUCCAGUGGGAGGUGGGGAGCCAAAGUCCACAGCAGGAACCAUGGCUGAAGGAGAUGGUGGUGAAGCGGGACGCCAUGCUGGGCAUGGUGAUGGGAGCUGUCAAUAACUUCAGGGAUGCGAUGCCAAAGAUGCAAAUCAGAGCUCCUGUCCGUCAGCAGGGCAGCGCUGACGGCACGUCCUGUCUGCCCGGUCAUUACACCGCCGCCGAGCUCAGGCCCGCUCUGGAGCGUCCCCCUCAGAACCCGCUGGCUCCCGGAGCUGGUGGGAAGCCUUUCCAAACCAACACCCUAAGCCCAGACGAGCUGAAGGAGAAGGAGAGGGGCGAAGAAAAGCACUGCUUUAACCUUUACGCCAGCGACCGCAUCUCCUUAAGCAGAGACCUGGGCCCGGAUACGAGACCUCCAGAAUGCAUUGAGCAAACCUUCAAACGGUGCCCCCCUUUGCCGACCACCAGCGUGAUAAUCGUCUUUCACAAUGAGGCUUGGAGUACCCUGCUCAGGACCGUGUACAGUGUCCUGCACACCUCCCCUGCCAUUCUCCUCAAGGAGAUCAUCCUGGUGGAUGACGCCAGCGUGGAUGAUGUGUUGAAGGACGAGCUGGAUCACUACUUGAAGCAACUCAACAUCGUGCAAAUUGUCCGCCAGCGAGAACGAAAAGGACUCAUCACUGCUCGGCUGCUGGGUGCUUCCGUGGCCAGCGGAGACACGCUUACCUUUUUGGACGCCCACUGUGAAUGUUUUCAUGGUUGGCUAGAGCCUCUUCUCGCCAGGAUAGCUAAGAACUACACUACAGUAGUGAGUCCUGAUAUUACCACUAUUGACCUCAAUACCUUUGAGUUCAUGAAACCAUCCCCUUAUGGUCAGAACCACAACCGGGGCAACUUUGACUGGGGUCUGUCCUUUGGCUGGGAGAGUCUACCACACUAUGAGAAAAAAAGGAGGAAGGACGAAACCUAUCCAAUCAAGACCCCAACAUUUGCUGGCGGCCUCUUCUCUAUUUCAAAACAGUAUUUCUACCAUAUAGGAAGCUACGAUGAAGAAAUGGAAAUCUGGGGUGGGGAGAAUAUUGAAAUGUCAUUCAGGGUGUGGCAGUGCGGGGGGCAGCUGGAGAUCAUCCCUUGCUCCGUUGUCGGCCAUGUUUUCCGGACAAAAAGUCCCCACACAUUCCCCAAAGGGACUCAGGUGAUCGCUCGUAAUCAGGUACGACUGGCCGAGGCCUGGAUGGACGACUACAAGGAGAUCUUCUACCGUCGUAACCAGCAAGCUGCACAGAUGGCCAAAGAUAGGAGCUUUGGCGAUAUCUCCAAACGCGUGGACCUCCGUGUGCAGCUGCAGUGCAAGAGCUUCUCCUGGUAUUUGAAGAACGUCUACCCAGAAGUCUUCAUGCCUGAUCUCAACCCGCUGCACUUUGGCUCUGUAAAAAACGUGGGGAAAGACUCGUGUCUGGAUGCUGGAGAGAACAAUGAGGGAGGGAAACAGCUCAUCAUGUACCCGUGUCACGGCCUCGGAGGAAACCAGUACUUUGAGUACUCCACGCAUCACGAGAUCAGACACAACAUUCAGAAGGAGCUGUGUCUGCAUGGGGCCGGCGGUGCGGUCAAGCUGGAGGACUGCCAGUACAAAGGCAGGAACACGUUCGUAGGCGCGGAGCAAAAGUGGGAGUUAAAGGAUAACCAGUUAUUCUACAUUCCGGGAUGGAACAUGUGCCUGAGUGCACGUCACGAGCAUCCCUCUCUGGCUCCCUGCAGCCCCUCAGACAGGUACCAGCUGUGGUUCUUUGUCUGAGCACAUGCUCGUGCACAUUUAGGACAUCAGCAUGCUGGACUGCAUGCGUGGGGUUGUUUUGGUUUUUAUAUAAGUGACCACUUUGAGUUUUUAUUUAUUUUUAUAUUUGGAAGUGCUGCUGCUGCAAAGUUUGGACUUUGGAGGAAAACACUGUGUGCUUCUGCUGGAAGGAAGCAUUGAAACGAUGCUCCCAGUCGCACUGAACUCAGACACGUGGAACAAUAAGACACGCUGUGUGUUGUCAAGUACCUCUGAUGUGUUUGUGAUGUUUUCUGGACACACAGCCCACACGUGCAGUAUUAAUACUACAAAGCCAGUAGAGGAUAGUUACUGUAGAGACUUUGAGGAAUCACAGAAAACAGACAUCAUGUAGAUAAGAAAGGAAAAAAACCCAUCACUCCUUCAAUGGAAAUGCCCUGUUUCCUAAUUUUAUUUUUAUUUUUUUUAUACAUAUAAUUUUUACUGUCCAGUGCCUUGUUUGGAACAAGUGAUGAUGAGUUAAGAGGAAGAGGAGUCUUAUUUAAUUGAAUUACAGCCUGUUUUUGUCCUCUAUGGCUGAUGCUGUGGGUCAUUUUCUGAAAUUAUGUGUAAAUCUGCACACAUUUAAAAAUGCAUGUGUAUGUCUACUUGAGGGAGAACAGAUUGUUUUGCAGUAACAGCUAAUAUUGCUAAAUGAGCUGUUUCCAAAAUCCCAUCUAGAAAUAGACACAAAAAGUACAGAAAAAACAACGGUGAUUUAUUAGAAUUUUUAAGAAAGGAAAAACAGCCCAGUGUCUUGUUUUUUUUGGGGGGGGGGGGGUCCAUAAAUGGAAAUGGAUAAUUCCUCAUCAGAAUGUUGCAAGAUUGCUGGAGAAGCCCAUGUGACUAUUACAUAGGACCCCAUCAUCAGCUUGGUACAAAGCAGUGCGCAGCGCAAUAGUGAAACCGCACUCUGCAUAUACUGUAGGCACACAACAAAAUUAAAUUGAAAACAGCAAA
This is a messenger RNA of Thalassophryne amazonica, 3159 nucleotides long. It is a transcript of the gene galnt3, whose product is annotated as UDP-N-acetyl-alpha-D-galactosamine:polypeptide N-acetylgalactosaminyltransferase 3 (GalNAc-T3). The transcript is spliced from 11 exons. The record is from RefSeq and is a predicted model, not a curated record. NCBI's taxonomy places the organism in Eukaryota, Metazoa, Chordata, Actinopteri, Batrachoidiformes, Batrachoididae. Gene Ontology annotation, cellular component: Golgi apparatus. Bases 307 to 2181 code for a protein of 624 amino acids.